Ramularia collo-cygni is the source of this 1446-nucleotide messenger RNA. Its product is annotated as related to carboxypeptidase. Gene Ontology annotation, biological process: proteolysis. The transcript is spliced from 5 exons. Gene Ontology annotation, molecular function: serine-type carboxypeptidase activity. The record is from RefSeq and is a predicted model, not a curated record. Bases 1 to 1446 code for a protein of 481 amino acids. NCBI's taxonomy places the organism in Eukaryota, Fungi, Ascomycota, Dothideomycetes, Mycosphaerellales, Mycosphaerellaceae. Gene Ontology annotation, cellular component: fungal-type vacuole.
AUGUUGACAAAGCUUGCAACACUCCUUGCUGGCGCUGUAGCUAUCCUUGCAGCGCCAGCUACCUCGCAUCCAGAUCUAUCUCAUGAUACAUACAUCACAGACCAAGGAAUAUCGCAUACCGUCGUGACGGAUCAAUCCACCAACGCGAAGUUGGACUAUGUUCACAACAGCGGUAUCUGCGAGACGACCCCCGGUGUCAACCAGUAUAGCGGGUAUCUGGACGUUGGCGAUGGAAAUCAGAUGUUCUUCUGGUAUUUCGAAGCCCGUAACAAUCCUUCAAAAGCACCACUGGCGACUUGGUUCAACGGAGGACCUGGCUGCUCAUCCAUGAUCGGUCUCUUUCAAGAAAAUGGUCCCUGCCAAUUCUACAAUGGGUCAUCCAAGCCAAGUCUCAACAAAUAUUCGUUCAAUACAUAUGCGAAUAUGCUUUACGUGGAUCAACCUAUUGGCACUGGCUUCUCAUACAAUCCAAAGGGCUCGCCAAAUAUCACAGGUACUGCUGCUGCCGCUCCUUACGUUUGGACUUUCCUUCAAACGUUCUACAAGAACUUCCCCCAAUACGAGUCUCGUGAUUUUGGAAUCUUCACGGAGUCAUACGGCGGCCAUUACGGACCGGAAUUCGCUAGCUAUAUCGAAAGUCAGAAUGCCAGGAUUGCAAGUGGUAGCAUCAAGGGAGAUAACAUUAAUCUUGWCGCCCUGGGUAUCAACAACGGAUGGUAUGACCCCAUCAUCCAGUAUCAGGCCUACAUCGAUUACGCAUACAACAACUCCUACAGGCAGCUCAUCAACGCUACCCAGCGUGACACUAUCAACGCCGACAUGAAGAAUCGCUGCAAACCUGCCUUGGAGAAAUGUACUUCCCUAACAAGCACCUCUCAGACUAACGAUUGUGUCAACUCAGAGAGCACUUGUGUGAUWUACGUCGAGAACGAGAUCCUGUAUUCAGGCGACUAUGACUACUAUGACGUGAGAGAGCCCAGUAAUGACCCUUACCCGCCACAGCAAUUCUCCACCUACCUUAACCAAACCUCCAUCAGAAACAAAAUCGGAGCAAAAGUCCCCUUCUCGUCAUGCGGGGGCAUAAUCAACGAUGUCAGCAGCAAUUUCGAGACUUUUGGUGAUGAUAGCCGAAGUACACUGAGCACUUUGCUCGGAGACGUCAAAUCAGGAAUUCAAGUGUUGAUGUGGGCAGGAGAUGCAGACUUUCUCUGCAACUACAUGGGAAACUAUAAUGUUGCUCAGGCAGUUGGUCCGCCGGGAUUCAAGGGGAAAGCUCUGUCGAAUUACACCGUCAAUGGGAAAGCCGCAGGUCUUUUCAAGACAAAGGGCAACUUCUCUUGGUUGCAGGUGUUUGGUGCUGGGCACGAGGUUCCGUAUUAUACCCCUGAAGUCGCUUUGCAGGUUUUCAGGCAGACUAUGAGUAGGAAGGCGAUUACUGGUACUUGA